AUGGUAAGAGUACCCAAAAACAGUAGCGACUUUGCAGGCAAGAAAACAGCAAGAUAUGGAACCAAGAGCAAGUCAAUGGAUGACAGAAUCAGAGUCAAUGAUAGAGUUCAAAUAGGUCCUGAAAAUAACAACAUACAUGGCGACUAUACAGGUAUAGUAAAAUACAUUGGCCCCACAGAUUUCGCCACCGGUAUUUGGUGUGGGAUCCAUAUGGAUAACCCCAAAUAUGGUAAGAAUGAUGGAUCGAUUGACGGUAUUAGGUAUUUCCAAUUGGCUUCUGAUUAUCCUCCGAAAGCUGGGCUGUUUACUAGAAUUGAGAAUGUUCAAUUGCUUACAGGUGAGCCUCAUGAUGAAGAUGAGUUGACGAAGUUGAGGGAAAUUGUUCAAGCUUUACAAAAUAAGGUUGUUGUAUUGAAAAAGGAACUGAAGAAGUCAUUUGGUGAGAAGAUGCAACUUAAAGGAUUACAAGAUACCAUUGAACUUUUGACUUUGAAUGAUGAAGAUUUGAAUUUACGAAAUCAAGAAUUUCUUGCAAAGAUACAGGUUCUACAAGAAGAAAAUAAGCAAUUACUAAAUGAAUUACAGCCAUUGAGAGAAGAACUGGAAAUGAGACGAUCAAUUAAAUUUGAAAAUACUCAAAAGAAUGAAGACAAGAAUUAUCAAUCGUUACUUGAACAGAAUAAGUUAUUACAAAACGUUCUGAAUGAAUUGGAAAAAUCGCUAACAGAAUCUCUUCAAGAUUAUGAAUUGGUACUUGAAGAAAAUACCAAGCUUAUCUCCAAGAAUUCAUGCUUACAAAAGUCAGUUGAGCAAUUGACUAAGGAAUUGGAAAGUUCGAAAACAAUCUUGAAUGAUUUAAAAAGACAAUUAAUGGCGGAGAAGGAUUCUACAAAUAUUGUUGAUUUUUUGACUGAACAAAAUAAUGAAUUGCUUUCACAAGUGAAUUCUUUAACUCAUGAAAUAGAAAAAUUAAGCUCGAAAGAAAAUACUACUCUCGAUGAUCAUUUAAAUUCAGAAAGCAAAUUACAACAGCAAUUAGAUACCUUACAGAAUCUGCUGGAAUCCAAAGAGGAAAGGAUACAUCAAUUGGAAAACGUAAUAAAGGAAAUUGACGUCGAGGGACGUGAUCAAGAACAAAAGCACUUGAAAAUGCAACUGACAAAGUUACGCAUUAAAAUUUCAGAUCUUGAACAAGAAUUAUUUAAAGAUACCAUAUUAAUAAAAUUUCAUGAAAUAACUACGGUUAACAAAGAAGAUAACCUCGCAUUGUUGCCGAAUAAACUUCAAUACUUUCUUGCUCAUAUCAAUGACAAGGAGUUAAGAGAUUCCAUACACCAGAAGAAAAGAAUCCAAUGUAUGCUAAUUCUACUGAAAGAAUUAACAUCUGUUAAGGAAACUUUUCAAGAUGAUUUAUUUAGAGAAUAUGUGGUACAUGUUUCUGACAUAUGCCAUCGAUACUUAAGUGAAUUUGCCGAAGGAUUUGUUCGAGAUGAUACAAUCGAUAUAGAAACAGCAAUCAAAUUUUUAAACAGCAGCAGUUCGGUCGACAAAGAUCCCCUUCUUCUAUUGAACAUAUAUAGAGAAAUAUUCGAAUGUAUUUCGUUUGAUUACUUAGAUUCCACUUUAAACUCAACGAACUCAGAAGAAAUACAUGCAAAAUUAUUACGCAUAAGUGAACUUUGUAAAGAAGUAUCUUUAAAGGCAAACAGUCUGCUAGCCAGCAUUGAUAAAUUGUCAGAAUACAAAUUUUCCGAUAACAAUACAGAUAAUCAUGAGUGCAUUAGAGAAAUUUUUGAUAUUUUCGUCUUCCCUUUCACUACGCCAUAUAGUCAUAUAGACUUUGGCUUGGUUAUUACGGUUUUGAACAAGAUUAUUAACCGCUUGGAGGAUAAUGAGUUUAUUAUCAAUCUUGGAAUACAUACCGACCCAGCAACUGUUCAUAAACAGUUAGACAUGCAAAAUAAAGUAAGUAAAGACAAACGUUUUGAGAUUACUGGCGAUACCGAACUGAAAAGUAUUCUUGAGGAGAAAGUAAAAGAAAAGGAUGCGUAUAUACAGGAGUUAACUCUACGGCUUCAAUUAAUUGAUGUUAAGAAUACGAGAAACCUAGAACGAGAAAAUCUUAUUGGUCAAUUGAAGAAUCAAAUUUCUACUAUCAACGAUGAAAAGAUAAAAUACAUGGAAAGUAUAAGAGAUUUGAAGAGGAAAUUAACCAAUACGACUAAAGCUCUAAAAUAUGAGAAACUCAACCAAUACCAACUUAUUAUAAGUAAUCAACUGAAUGAAGAAAUAGUAGACCGUGAAACACUCAGUAGAGUCGAUCUGAUAUCUGAGAUUAAUGAUUUGAGAAAAGCAUUAUCCUAUAAGUGUAAUACAGCAGCAUAUUCAGAAUCUGUAACGUUUGAGUGGUUGAACGAGGACAUGGAGGAGUACAUUUUCAGCAAAAGUGCAUCGGUCAAAACUUCUGGUAUGAGUGAAAAAUUACAUGCUUUGAACAAAACAAUGAAUACCUUAAUUAAUGAAUCAGAUAUCCGACCAGCUAAUAUUUAUGAUGAAAAUGUGCAAGAAAUCGUAAAAUAUAAAAUGAAUAUCAAGCACUCCAUUUCCAACAUAAAAUUCAAAGAUAAAUUGCUGGAUCAUAUGAUUACAGAAUUGAACAUUGAAUGA
Naumovozyma dairenensis CBS 421 is the source of this 2667-nucleotide messenger RNA. RefSeq names its product Nip100p (gene NIP100). Gene Ontology annotation, molecular function: protein serine/threonine kinase activity. The record is from RefSeq and is a predicted model, not a curated record. The transcript has a single exon. Bases 1 to 2667 code for a protein of 888 amino acids. Gene Ontology annotation, cellular component: cytoskeleton; cytoplasm. Gene Ontology annotation, biological process: peptidyl-threonine phosphorylation; actomyosin structure organization. NCBI's taxonomy places the organism in Eukaryota, Fungi, Ascomycota, Saccharomycetes, Saccharomycetales, Saccharomycetaceae.